AAAUUUAUUACCAAGUUCUUGGUUUUAAAAGUAGAUUUAUCUCACAGCACUUGUUUAUAGUAACACCAACCUUUUCUGGUAACUUAGCUUUCAGUAAUGGCGGAAAUAGAACAUGACCUUUCCCCACUGAUUAGAGUUUACAAAGAUGGUCGAAUCGAGCGGAUGAUGGGUGAAGGUUUUGUCCCACCUGAAUCGGAUCCUGAAACCGGAGUACAAAUCAAAGACAUUGAAAUUGAUCCACAAAUUAACCUAUCAGCAAGACUUUACCGGCCCAAAUAUAUAGACCCGGUUCAGAAAAUCCCCCUUUUCGUCUACUUUCACGGCGGCGCUUUUGUAAUCGAAUCUGCUUCUUCACCUACCUAUCACAAGCAUCUAAGCAUGGUAGCAGCUGAAGCAAAAGUCAUCAUUGUCUCUGUUAACUACAGGUUAGCUCCUGAGUACCCGUUACCCAUAGCAUAUGAAGAUUCAUGGAUAGCUCUCAAAUGGAUCGCUUCACAUGCUAAUGGUGAUGGUUAUGAACCAUGGAUAAAAGACCAUGCCAAUUUCAAUCGCGUCUAUUUUGGGGGAGAUAGUGCGGGUGGUAACAUCGCACACCAUAUGGCCAUUCGGGUCGGGUUGGAGAAGUUGGAGGGUGUGAAACUUGAUGGGAUUUUCCUAGCCUGUCCAUAUUUCUGGGGGAAGGAUCUGAUUGACGGUGAGGGAGAAAACUUGUUUGUCAAGGAUUGCAUUGAUAAGCUAUGGCUGUUUGCGAAUCCCAACGGCUCGGGAUUAGAUGACCCAUUGAUUAACCCGGAAAAGGAUCCGAAAUUGUGUAGCUUAGGGUGUGAUAAAGUAGUUGUGUAUGUGGCCGGAAAAGAUGCAUUGAGAUUCAGGGGAUUAUACUAUAAGGAGGCGUUGGAGAAGAGUGGGUGGCCGGGGACGGUGGAAGUUGUGGAAGUUAAAGAUGAGGAACAUGUGUUUCACCUGUUUGCUCCUGAAGCUGACAAUGCCAUGGCCAUGUUGAAAAAAUUGGUCUCUUUCCUUAAUCAGUCAUAGGAAUUGAGUACUAUUUUUAUGAAUUAAUUGGAUGUAAUUGUUAAAAAUUUUCUUUUUAUUGAAUAAAUGUUGGAUCAUUUAUAUAGUAAAAGAUCUUGUGGUAGCUUAUUA
This is a messenger RNA of Solanum pennellii, 1146 nucleotides long. RefSeq names its product 2-hydroxyisoflavanone dehydratase-like. The transcript has a single exon. The record is from RefSeq and is a predicted model, not a curated record. Bases 97 to 1035 code for a protein of 312 amino acids. Gene Ontology annotation, molecular function: hydrolase activity. NCBI's taxonomy places the organism in Eukaryota, Viridiplantae, Streptophyta, Magnoliopsida, Solanales, Solanaceae.